Molecule: messenger RNA, 2109 nt
Organism: Rhincodon typus (whale shark)
Lineage: Eukaryota; Metazoa; Chordata; Chondrichthyes; Orectolobiformes; Rhincodontidae
Gene: rbm17
Product: RNA binding motif protein 17
Exons: 9
Coding region: 1-948 (315 amino acids)
Biological process (GO): mRNA cis splicing, via spliceosome; alternative mRNA splicing, via spliceosome
Cellular component (GO): precatalytic spliceosome
Molecular function (GO): RNA binding
Source: RefSeq, a predicted model, not a curated record
AUGGAAUUCAAAAUCAGUCUCAGUAAUGGUGACUAUGAAAUGAUUUUUGAAAAAGCAGAUACCAUUGUAAUGUUUAAGAAGACAAUUGGCACAUGCAUGAGGAAAAUGGAGGGCGGGGACCGUAGAAAUAAACGAAGGAAGGAAAGACAUGAACAACCUAGUGGGUUUUCGAGAAGACCAGAUCCGGAGUCAGAUGAAGAUGAUGAUGAAAGAGAAAAAGAAAGGCGAAAAAGAAGUAUGGGAGGAGCAGCAAUUGCCCCACCUUCAUCACUUGUCGAAAAGGACAAAGAACUUAUUCCACCUUUCCAGUAUGAGGAUGAAUCCAGAUCUCGUAGUGCACCUAGCAAGGCUGCAAUUCCCCCUCCAAUUUAUGAAGAGCCUGAGAGACCACGAUCCCCACCUGGUCCCACCAACUCUUUCAUUGCAAAUAUGGGAGGCACGGUGGCACACAAAAUUAUGCAGAAAUAUGGCUUCCGCGAAGGGCAAGGCCUCGGGAAGCACGAACAAGGGUUGAGCACUGCACUGUCAGUGGAGAAGACAAGCAAACGAGGAGGAAAGAUUAUUGUCGGCGACAGUGCAGAAAAAGUAGAAAUGCCUGCCACCACCAAGAAAUCAGAAGCAAACCCAUUGACGGAGAUCUUGAAAAAUCCCACAAAAGUGGUCUUAUUACGGAACAUGGUGGGGGCUGGAGAAGUCGAUGAUGACCUGGAAGGUGAAACCAAGGAAGAGUGUGAAAAGUAUGGAAAAGUGUCCAAAUGUGUCAUAUUCGAGAUUCCUGGGGCACCGGAUGAUGAGGCAGUCAGGAUAUUUGUCGAAUUUGAGAGGGUAGAAUCUGCAAUUAAAGCUGUUGUUGACCUGAAUACAAGAUACUUCGGUGGCAGAGUGGUGAAGGCGUGUUUCUACAAUCUGGAUAAAUUCCGCCAGCUGGAUCUUGGUGACCUUUUCUAAAGACAUGAAUUGAAAACGUUACAUCACAACAACAUUCUGCAUACAGUGUAAACAUCCCCUAGGUGUGCAGUUGUGAAGGAUCGGAAGAAGAAUUGUAAUUAAUUCUGAAAUGAUACUACCAUCUUUAAUUGUAGCUGGCAUUAUAUUUUUCCUUUCUUCACGUCCUCAAGACCAGAUAUUGUUUCUUCCCAUGGAUGCACAGAGGGAUGGGUUUAACAUCAAAGUCACUCAGAAUUUCUGUUCACUGGCCAGUGUGACAUUUUUCCAAUAUGCUCAUUUCCUUUUGUUUGGGAGGACACUAGAGUUACUUUGUAGAAUUUUCCAUCAGAAUUUACUUUUGCCAAUUUCACUUGACUAAUAGUUGGAUGGUGACCUGAUCCAUAAACAAGUUGUAUUUUUAGAAAAUAUUUUCUUGCAUCAGCUUGAACUCUUGCGGAUCUUGUUGAAGUUGGUGGUGAUGACAGAGACAUUAUUAUUCUACCUGUUCAGUCACCCCUUCCCUUCAGCGACUAUUACUUGUGACAGAACUUGUAAAAUGUUAGACUUAUUCAGCUUUCAGUGAAAUGAUAUGAUUCUGAAGAAAAUAAUUAUACUGGAACUAUAAUUUGAUUACACAGUGUGCUCAUAAAAUAUCAGUAUCCAGUUGGAGGCAUUGCAGUUUCUUGCUUAGUUGUCAUUAUUUCUUCUUUUAUUUCAGAAUUCAUAUGCAACUGGUAUAUGAUUGUGUAUCUGUGUUGAUGAGAAGCAAGCUAGUAGCAGAAAAUCUUAAAUGAUUGGAAUAAUUUCUGUAAAUUACGUUGUGUUUUAGGUAUGACUAUUUGGAUCUUCAUCUUUUACCGGGGUUAUGAUGAACUGUUUUAUGGCCAUUUAUUACAGUUGUUCAGAGCUAAUGAAUGUACGUUUUUACACUGUGCAUGUGCUUUGUCUUGUAACAUCGUUGGAACAGAGAUGCUUAUUUGUUUUGUAUCAAAUUGAAGCAGUGAACAGCAGUCAUCACAAGAGCUGUUGAAAACCUGGAGGUAAAAUAGCAGUGAUAUAGGUCAUAUACAAGUUGCUGUUCAUAAACAGGAGAUUUUUAUAUGUGCUAAUUGGCAUAAGAAUGAAGAGCCUCUUAAUAAAGAAGGGUGUAAUCUUCACCACACUCCACUUUGCAUUAUGAAA